Molecule: messenger RNA, 1193 nt
Organism: Hevea brasiliensis (rubber tree)
Lineage: Eukaryota; Viridiplantae; Streptophyta; Magnoliopsida; Malpighiales; Euphorbiaceae
Product: transcription factor HEC1-like
Exons: 1
Coding region: 252-1043 (263 amino acids)
Biological process (GO): regulation of DNA-templated transcription
Molecular function (GO): DNA-binding transcription factor activity; protein dimerization activity
Source: RefSeq, a predicted model, not a curated record
CCGAUAUCACUUUCUUUUCUUUAUUUUUAAUUAUAUUAUUUUUUCUUUUCACUUCCACUAGUACUUCUUGUCUCCAGUACUCUCCAUACCCUUACCUUUCACUGCAAAAUUCUGAUAAAACUCCUAGUUUACUCGCUCUUCUCCUUCAUCUUUUCUUCCCCAUCCCUGUCUAAUUCCAGUCAUUUCACUUCUCUCUCUCAUCCUUUAAAUACUUCUUCUCUCUCUCUUUAAGGAAAGAAAGUGAAUAAGCCAUGGAAAUUGACCAGUUAAAGUCUGCAACAGAAGAUCAGAUGGAGAUGAUGAUGAUGAUGGACAAACUCCCCGAGUUCUACGGUGCCUAUAAUGAUAUUGCUGAUUUAGCCCCGCCAACUGAGUUUCCUGGUGCAAGUACAAGCACCAACAGUGUUGCUUCUAAUGCGAUCCCUCAUUUUAUCGAUAACCCGCAUAUUGGUAGCUCGCCUUCUUUUAUGGCCAUGCCAUCUAAUACAACAUUUACUAGUAAUAACACCCCAAUUCAACAGGAAUCUCCCCCAGCUGCUUUCCUAUCAAAUCCACCCACAUCGAGAUGGAGAGGCAUUGGAGAAUUCCCAGGUCCAAAUGCUUAUUCUACACCAUCCCAGAAGAAGAGUUCAUUGGCUGCAAUGAGGGAGAUGAUCUUUCGAAUUGCAGCCAUGCAACCAAUCCACAUAGACCCAGAAUCUGUGAAGCCACCAAAGCGUAGAAACGUGAAGAUUUCGAAAGAUCCUCAAAGUGUGGCUGCACGCCAUAGAAGGGAAAGGAUAAGCGAGAGAAUAAGGAUACUUCAAAGACUAGUACCUGGAGGUACCAAAAUGGACACUGCAUCCAUGCUAGAUGAGGCAAUUCACUACGUGAAAUUCUUGAAGACCCAAGUGCAGUCACUGGAGAGAGCCCAGGCUAAUAGGUCAUCAUCAUCUGGGAUCGGAUUCCCCGUGGCAAUAUCCAGAGGAAGUUACCUUCCCGUGGGAAAGGCCAACCUGCAGGAGCCUCCACAUCAAAAUAUUCAACAUUAUGAAGAUGCAUAAUUAAUUAACUCAUAUUAAUGGUCCCAUAAUGUCAAUGUUAGCUCUGUGGGACUGUAAAAAGCUUAAUUAUUUAUGCAUUUGCCAUUGUUAUUAUCUGUAUUUCAAAUUAAUCUUUAAUUAAUCAGGCCACCCAUGAAAUCCUUGUUUUUA